Molecule: messenger RNA, 1752 nt
Organism: Cavia porcellus (domestic guinea pig)
Lineage: Eukaryota; Metazoa; Chordata; Mammalia; Rodentia; Caviidae
Gene: Kctd13
Product: potassium channel tetramerization domain containing 13
Exons: 6
Coding region: 233-1225 (330 amino acids)
Biological process (GO): protein ubiquitination; negative regulation of Rho protein signal transduction; proteasome-mediated ubiquitin-dependent protein catabolic process
Cellular component (GO): Cul3-RING ubiquitin ligase complex
Molecular function (GO): protein binding; ubiquitin-protein transferase activity
Source: RefSeq, a predicted model, not a curated record
GCCUCCGGGGGCGGGGACUAGGCACGCCCUCUGGUCGGCGGGUCGCCGACUUCCGGGUGGUACGAGCGCGUCGGGGCGGAGGAUCUAUGUCGCAGAGUAGCGGCGGCGAGUGGGCGUGUUCGCUAAAGGGUCCGGCAGGAGGUCUGGGAUUCGCGGCCCUUGAGAGCAGGCAGGAGGGCGCGGAGAGAGUCUGGGACGGUCGACGCUCGACGCUCGACGCCCUCUCCUGGGCAUGUCGGCCGAGGCCUCCGACCCCGCGGCAGCCGCGGCCGCAUCCCUGGAAGCCGCUAAGCCCUCGGGUCUGGAGCCUGGCGCCGCCGCCGCCUGCGGUUUGAAGCCCCUUACCCCAAACAGCAAGUAUGUGAAGCUGAACGUGGGCGGCUCACUGCAUUACACCACGCUCCGCACGCUCACGGGCCAGGACACCAUGCUCAAAGCCAUGUUCAGCGGACGCGUGGAGGUGCUCACCGAUGCCGGAGGUUGGGUGCUGAUUGACCGCAGUGGCCGCCACUUUGGUACAAUCCUCAACUACCUACGGGACGGAUCUGUGCCGCUACCUGAGAGUACCAGAGAACUGGGAGAGCUACUAAGUGAAGCUCGCUACUACUUGGUGCAGGGCCUAAUUGAAGACUGCCAACUGGCGUUGCAGCAAAAAAGGGAGAACCUGUCCCCUCUGUGCCUCAUCCCCACGGUGACAUCUCCCCGGGAGGAGCAGCAGCUCCUGGCCAGCACCUCCAAGCCCGUGGUGAAGCUCCUGCACAACCGCAGCAACAACAAGUACUCCUACACCAGCACAUCAGAUGACAACCUACUUAAGAACAUCGAGCUGUUUGACAAAUUGGCCCUGCGCUUCCAUGGGCGGCUGCUCUUCCUCAAGGAUGUCCUGGGGGAUGAGAUCUGCUGCUGGUCUUUCUACGGGCAGGGCCGAAAGAUCGCCGAGGUGUGCUGCACCUCCAUUGUCUAUGCCACGGAGAAGAAGCAGACCAAGGUGGAAUUUCCAGAGGCCCGGAUCUUCGAAGAGACCCUGAAUAUCCUGAUCUAUGAGACUCCCCGGGGCCCAGACCCAGCGCUCCUGGAGGCCACAGGGGGUGCAGCUGGAGGUGGUGGGGCAGGCCGAGGGGAAGAUGAAGAGAACAGAGAGCACCGUGUUCGCAGGAUCCACGUCCGGCGCCACAUCACCCAUGACGAGCGUCCUCAUGGCCAACAGAUUGUCUUCAAGGACUGACUUUGACCCUUCUCCUGCCUCCUGCCUCUGGGACCCACUCCCUCCCUCUUUUCUGCCUUCCCCAGAUCUUUGCCCCGGCUCUGCUGGCCAAGUCGUGGGUCUUUAUUCUUUCUCCUCAUCGGAUGGUACAGUUCACCUUGGCCCUUUCUAUUCAUUUCUACUCAUUGCUAACAUGGCCGAUUCCACUCCCUUUCUGCAGGCAGAGCCCUUCAGAAGGUCAACAUUCAUUCCCUUCUCACCAUUCCUGUCCCGCAGGCUUCCCUUCACUAGCUGGUUAGAAUGAUUUAGAGUUCCCUUUCUGUCAUUUUAGUUCAUUGUACACACAAAUGUUGAGCCAGCCCUUAGUAACAUGAGCCACAUUCUGAGCCGCCUCCAACCAGUGCUGUCCUCCUGCCUGCGCUCUCCUCCCUGCUUCCUUAAGUUUGUCCUGGGCUGGCCGAGGCCUGUACCAGCUCAGCUAUCUUCUCAAUCUGUUUCAUAUUAUUUAUUGUUUUAAUUUUCUAUUAAAUUAUUGGAAUAAAGUCCAA